AUGGCCGGCCACCACGACCCCCGUCUGCUCUAUUCGAUAGGGGGCAUUCGAGCCUACCAUAUCCAGGACGGAGAAGAGGCGCCCCUCACUCCCUCUGGUGCCCAAACCCUCUCUCUCCUCAUGGUCCCUACGAGCUCUCCCUUCGCCGACCUGAGCAAUACUCGAGGCCAGAACGAAGCGCCUGAAGAAGAUUUCUAUCUACACCUCAAUUUGCCCCCCGAGCUCGAUCUUCCCCUCCCUGCGACGACCCAAAUAUACCAUCAGCCACCAAGAAGCUAUCUGAUCCCCCGAUGGGAUCUUGGCCCAGACAGCGGCGCCUUCACGCGUAUCGAAUUCCCUUCUCUCGGAAAGAGCUCCAAUCACGUCACGCAAGAAGACGUGGAUACAUUCGAGACCAUACUCGCACAGUGUACCGCUUUUUUGGAACGUGCCACUGCUCCGCAAUCAGAGAAGAGCGCCAAACCAUACAAUCCUGCAGAUUUCGCGCCAGGAGAAGGAUAUGUGGGCACUGGUGAACAUCUACACGGUCAGAUCGUCCUUGUUGAUGAGGACAACGGUAGCGUUGUUGGAGAGUUGGCGGAAGGUGCCAACGUUGUGGAAUCUGCGUCACUCAAACCAGGAUCAAAGAACCCAGUGGAGAUUCAAGUGUCUGAAGACGGCCAACGGAUUGACGUUCGCCCAAUUUCUGAAGACUACUUGAAAAUGGCCCGACAUCCCGCAUACAAAGACUCAUCGCUCGUGCAGAACGCUGCUGCGGCGUCCCGGCUCAUUGUCACUGGAUCUAGCUAUGUCAGCAACAUGCUUGUCUCAGGCGCCGAGACCUUUACUCAAAAGACGAAGCCUGCGUCCAAGCCCAUGACCUUCAAGCCCACAACUCACCAGCAUGUUCGCAAGAUCAACACAUUCACAACUAGCGCUGCAGGUAUCUCGGCCAAGACUGUUGGGCAGGCAACAAAGUAUGCGCAGAACAUUGGUGCAUCCCUAACCGGGCGAAAAGGGAAGAAUAGUAAGGGCGUGCCAGAGGACUACAAGCCUGGCCUUUUGAACAAAUCGAUGAUUGCUUUCUCCACUAUUGCGGACGGCAUCGCACACUCUGGGAAGAGUCUUCUCACAACUACAGGAGCCGCUGCGACUACGGUGGUUGGGCACAAGUACGGACCUGACGCUGGAUCGAUCGCUGCAGAUCUUGCCGGCGGUGUCAAGAAUGUCGGUCUAGUCUACAUUGAUGUUACUGGUGUCUCGCGCCGUGCGGUCAUCAAGUCUGUCGCAAAAGGUAUGGUAGUAGGUAAGGUCAAGGGUGGAGGCGAGAUAGUUGUUGGCGGUGGAGAUGGAGGAGUGUUCAACCCCGACUCUCUCAAACAAGGCGGCGGCGUCACGAACGAAAAUCUUGGACAGGGUCAGAUCGGUGGACCUCCUGGGAUUGUCGGGUUUGGGAAUGCUGUGCCAUCAAGUUAUCCUUCUGGCGCCGGGCCGUACUCUUCUGGCCUUGGUGAGUCUAUAGAAGGGACAUAUGCUACUGAGAAGAAGUAUUGA
Mytilinidion resinicola is the source of this 1533-nucleotide messenger RNA. RefSeq lists its product as uncharacterized. Gene Ontology annotation, biological process: cell division. The transcript is spliced from 2 exons. NCBI's taxonomy places the organism in Eukaryota, Fungi, Ascomycota, Dothideomycetes, Mytilinidiales, Mytilinidiaceae. The record is from RefSeq and is a predicted model, not a curated record. Gene Ontology annotation, cellular component: plasma membrane. Bases 1 to 1533 code for a protein of 510 amino acids.